Molecule: messenger RNA, 1850 nt
Organism: Portunus trituberculatus (swimming crab)
Lineage: Eukaryota; Metazoa; Arthropoda; Malacostraca; Decapoda; Portunidae
Product: mitochondrial ornithine transporter 1-like
Biological process (GO): mitochondrial L-ornithine transmembrane transport
Molecular function (GO): L-ornithine transmembrane transporter activity
Source: RefSeq, a predicted model, not a curated record
GUGGUGGUGGUGGUGGUGGUCUGCCAGUUAACAAGAGGAGGAAGAAGAGGAGGAGGAGGAGGAGGAGGAGGAGGAAGAAGAAGAAGAGGAAGAGGAAGAAGAGGAGGAACCAUGCAGCAUUAUAAAGACAUGUUCAUUGACCUUAUGGGAGGAACAAUGGGCGGCGCUGCGUGUGUGUACGUGGGGCAGCCUUUGGACACAGUGAAGGUAAAGAUGCAGACCUUUCCCUCACUGUACCAGGGCAUGGCUCAGUGCUUCACCCACACACUCAAGAGGGACGGACUGAGGGGUCUCUACGCUGGCACUGUUCCCGCUCUUGCUGCUAAUAUCGCUGAGAAUUCCGUCCUUUUUGCCUGCUAUGGGGUGUGUCAGAAGGCCGUGGCGUGGGCGACAGGGGCUAAGCGCGUAGAGGACCUGUCGGCCCUAAGCAACGCCACAGCAGGGUUCUUUGCAGCAUUUUUCUCCUCCCUGACGCUGUGUCCCACGGAGUUAGUGAAGUGUCGACUGCAGGCUAUGAGAGAGCUGGCACUGGCUGAACAGAGGGAGCCUGAGCGUAUAGGACCUCUGAAAUUGACAAGAAGGAUUUUACAACAAGAAGGUAUCGCAGGAUUGUUCCGAGGUUUGACGUCGACUUUGCGAGAAAUGCCGGGCUAUUUCUUCUUCUUGGGGUACGAGGCUUCCCGCGCCCUCCUCACCCCCCCAGGGAAGACUAAAGAGGAGAUCGGCUUCACCCGCACCCUGUUCUGUGGCGGUGUGGCGGGUGUGGUGCUGUGGGUGGCUAUAUUCCCAGCGGAUGUGGCAAAAUCGCGGAUACAGGUGGCUGGAUCCAAGGAAGCAAUGAGAACUGUGGUCAUGGAUAUUGUCAGGAAGGAAGGGUUCUCAGCACUGUACAAUGGGUUGGGUCCGACAGUUCUGCGCACCUUCCCUGCCACUGGAGCCCUCUUUGUGGCCUAUGAGGGGACCAAACAGCUGCUGCAUGGAGCUUUGGACUGAAGGGGCUGUGUUGGGACUGAAGGGGCUGUUUGGGGACUGAAGGGGCUGUUUGGGGACUUAAGACUGCUGUGGACUGAAGGGGCUGUGUUGGGACUGAAGGGGCUGUUUGGGGACUCAAGACUGCUGUAGACUGAAGGGGCUGUUUGGGGACUUAAGACUACUGUGGACUGAAGGGGCUGUUUGGGGACUCAAGACUGCUGUGGACUGAAGGGGCUGUGUUGGGACUGAAGACUGCUGUGGACUGAAGGGGCUGUUUUGGGAGUGAAGGGGCUGGUUUGGGAGGGGAAGGGUUGGGGUGGGGAGGUUGAAGGGGUUGUGUUUAAUGUCCCAAUGUGCCCCUUCAAUGCCCCAUCAAUGCCUAGUCACGCUCUAUCUCGCUCAUAAUGGUGCCUUAUCAACACCACCCAAAGAGGAUCCAAUGCCUUAUCACCUGCAACUCUCUAUUCUAUUUUAUUUAUUUAUUUAUUUAUUUAUUAUUAUUAUUUUUCAAUACCAUGUUGGGUGUUGACCGGGAUUUAUGGGCACUUAUCUCAAAGCACACCCGUUACCCUGAGUGAGAAGCCCUCCAACACUCUGACCGUGGACAGGAUGCGAACUGGUGUGCUUGGAGACUCCUUGAAGCUCUAAAUGGGUUCGUUUUCUGGCACCUCAUAUCUCAAAGCACACCCGAUAGUAAACCAUUGCCCGGAGUGAGAAAGCCCCUCCAACACUCUGACCGUGGACAGGGUUGGAACGGGUGCACUUAUAGACCUCUUGAAUCUCUAAACGGGUUCGUCUUGUGGCAUCUCCUAUCUCAAAGCACACCCGAUAAGAAACCAUUGCCCAUGUGAGGAAGCCCCUCCUUCACUCUGACCGUG